Messenger RNA from Hypanus sabinus (Atlantic stingray), 2201 nucleotides. It is a transcript of the gene klf6a, whose product is annotated as Kruppel like factor 6a. Bases 257 to 1111 code for a protein of 284 amino acids. The transcript is spliced from 4 exons. Gene Ontology annotation, biological process: regulation of transcription by RNA polymerase II. The record is from RefSeq and is a predicted model, not a curated record. Gene Ontology annotation, molecular function: RNA polymerase II cis-regulatory region sequence-specific DNA binding; DNA-binding transcription factor activity, RNA polymerase II-specific. NCBI's taxonomy places the organism in Eukaryota, Metazoa, Chordata, Chondrichthyes, Myliobatiformes, Dasyatidae.
GGGCUUCUCUCUCAAUAGGGAAGUAGAGCUCCGCUGCGUUGUCGGUGUUCAUGUAUAUGAGAGAGUGAGAGAUAGGGGGUCUCUCAGUCUAUCUCUUCCUUCUCAUUCUGUCGGCUGGCUCGGGUUAACCUUCUGCAUCUUUGUGUUGUAUAAUCUGCCUUUUUUUGUUGAGAAACUUUUCGCCUAUUGAACCAUUUGAACUUUAAAUACAAAAGAAAAGAGAAAUACUGAACUAGUACGAUCACAACCAAACAGCAUGGAUGUUCUACCGAGGUGCAGCAUUUUCCAAGAGCUUCAGAUUGUGCACGACACUGGCUACUUUUCAGGUCGGGCAUCACUUGAAGAAUAUUGGCAGCAGACUUGCCUGGAGUUGGAGCGGUACCUUCAGAGUGAGCCCUAUGUUUCGGCUUCUGACUUUAGAUUCGAUGGACAGGAUGACAUCCUGAGCAAAAUCAUUAUGGUCUGUGGGGACAAGGAUGAAACUGACAAGAAGAAUGCAAACUUAAUGGAAGAGGAGAGCCAGGAAAAUCAGAACCUAGAAACAAAUAGCAUGAGCUCUGAUGUAAGCAGCGAGUCCCUUGACAGCUCCGAGGAACUUUCACCCACGGUAAACUAUACCUCAAACCCUUUGAAUACUGUCCUGGUGAACUCUGGAAAUGUAAACUCUCCAGUUCUGUCCACCCCUCCCUCGUCUCCAGAACUAACCAAGGAGUCUUCUCAGCAGCUGUGGAACAACCCACCAGCAAACAUUCCCGAGCUGAAUGCAGUUAAAAUUCGUGGUGGAAAUUCUACAAAAUCGUUGGAAAAAUCUAGUCCGGUGAAUGGCGAAGCGUCACCCGAUGGCAGGAGAAGGGUCCAUUGGUGUCAGUUCAAUGGAUGUAGGAAAGUUUACACCAAAAGCUCACACCUAAAAGCACAUCAACGUACUCACACAGGUGAAAAGCCUUACAGGUGUUCGUGGGAAGGCUGUGAAUGGCGAUUUGCACGAAGCGAUGAACUUACGAGGCACUUCAGGAAACACACUGGGGCAAAACCAUUUAAAUGCACUCAUUGUGACAGGUGUUUCUCGCGGUCUGACCACUUGGCACUUCACAUGAAGAGACACAUCUGAGAGUGCAGAAUGAAAGUCGGUUGGCGAUUCAGCUUCACAAUUGAACUGCCACACGAGGAGGAACGUAUGCUCCAGCCAAAGCAUGCCAUUUUGCACCCUACCCAGUAGCCUCCAGGACCUUUAUUUGUCAGGGUGUUCUCAGAGACUGUUAAGAGUGAGAGGCGGCAUAGCAUCUGUGGUGGAUGGUAUCUGGGAAUUUUCCUGGAUGCAUACAUUGGUACCUAACGUUAUGAGUGGCUGCCAAGUUCCUGCUGUGAGCAUGUGCACUGAGAACAUGGUUGACUAAGGUUGAUUGUAUGAUGAGAGGACCAAUGAUUUUUUUCUUGUGGUGAGGUAAGAUUGCUUUAAAGUGGGCUGGAUGAGUGUGUGUGAGCGCGAUCGAAAGAGAAAGGUAGAGAGAGGGACGUGCCUGGAGAUGGGAUAACCGCCAAAUGUCUUCCCUGUUCCACGCCUUAAGCAAGGCACUGAAUCUGGACAGGAGACCGACCCCUUUCCCGUGUGAGAGGAGCUUUUGGUGUCUGGUGCAGCUGAUAAAUGUGCAAUGUGUCGAGUAGCCUUGUUCACUUGCUACAAAAAGAAAGCUAAUUUGUAAUCCAUUGUAUAAGCUGUGUAUUAAGGAUAUAACACAACUAUAACUUUCAUGAUAAACAGAAAGGUGUUGCAUGAUUCUGGGGAUUGUACACUUUUCUUUCUUUGUAAUUGGGGACUGCAAUUUGAUUCCGAUUAUGUGCAGUUUAAAGGAAAAAAAAAUCUGUUUGGGCAAAUGUUACAUAGAGUAAAGGAAGCCUGGACCUUUUUUGGUUGAAUACCACUAUAGCUUAGCAACUGAUUUACUUAAGCAGCUAAUUUUGGUCUUUUUAUUUAUGCCUGAGGACUAAUUUCUGGUUUCUAAAUGUUAAUGCACUGUUGACAUGAAAAAAUGGUGCCUUAUGAAAGUGACCUUGCUACAGUAAGCGUAGCAAUCUCAUGUGGGUCACCAGACAGGGGUAUGGGUGACUUGGGCUCCAUUAAGGCUCCCUAUCACAUGAUCUUGUACUCUAUGCCUCUUUCUGUCUUUGACAUGGAAACAAUAAAAAAAACUUUUCUUUAA